This is a messenger RNA of Perognathus longimembris pacificus (Pacific pocket mouse), 747 nucleotides long. RefSeq names its product cysteine-rich secretory protein 2-like. NCBI's taxonomy places the organism in Eukaryota, Metazoa, Chordata, Mammalia, Rodentia, Heteromyidae. The record is from RefSeq and is a predicted model, not a curated record. Bases 13 to 747 code for a protein of 244 amino acids. The transcript has 7 exons. Gene Ontology annotation, cellular component: extracellular region.
CAGUUUCCAGCCAUGGCUGCUCUCCCCAUGCUGAUGUUUCUCUUUACCAUGCUGCUCCCAGCGUUACUCACAGAGGCCAAGGACCCAGCUUUUGCUACUUUGUUAACCAAUCAGACUCAAGUGCAAAUAGAAAUCGUAAACAAACACAAUGAGUUGAGGAGAUCAGUCAAACCCCAGGCCAGCAACAUGCUGAAGAUGCAAUGGAGCUUAGAAGCAUCUCGAAAUGCACAGAAGUGGGCAAAUAUAUGUAUUUAUAAGCACAGCAAUAAAGAGGAUCCAAAACACAGAACAAAAUGCGGCGAGAAUCUCUUCAGGUCCUCUGGCUUGAGAUCUUGGUCAUAUGUGAUGCAAAAGUGGUUCAAUGAAAGCACAAACUUUACCUAUGGCUUGGGACCCAAGACUCCCAGUGCUGUCGUUGGGCAUUAUACUCAGCUCGUCUGGUACUCAACUUACCAAGUUGGAUGUGGAGUAGCUUACUGUCCCAGUCAGAAAACUAUGAAGUACAACUAUGUCUGCCAGUAUUGCCCUGCUGGAAAUUUGCCGAGUAAGAAGACUAAGCCAUACCAAGAAGGAACACCUUGUGCCAGCUGCCCCAAUAACUGUGAAAAUGGACUAUGCACCAAUGGUUGCGAGUACGAAGAUCUCCUGAGCAACUGCGAAUCCCUGAAGAAGACAUUGGGCUGUGACCACGAACUGCCGGUAGAGAAGUGCAAGGCCACCUGCCUGUGCCAAGACAAAAUCCACUAA